AUGCGUAUAUUUUGUAUUGCCCUCUUGGGCGCUUUCGUGGCACUCGCAUUGGGUGCUACCAUUCACAAGGAGACUGCCUUGAGCACCGAGAAGUUAACGGCUCAGCCGGCAGCCAAUACACCGUGUUGUGAAAGUGUGAGACAAACUCUUUUAGACAUUCGUAAAGAUAUUCGCUUGUGGCUCUUGGAUAGACUUUUCGGUAAAUUAGUUCUUACGCAUGAUGAUGACUGUGCUCAUAAUCGGAUUACCUCAUCAGCGGAUUCUUCGGGAGCUGGGCAGAAUACCGAUAAAUUUGAAGCGAUCAUAAACACUAUUAGACAAACGAUUCCCAGAUCUUCCGGUCGGUUUGACAACGUUAUUAAAAGUGAGAGUAAAACAGUUGUAGAGUCUGGGAACUCCGCUCAAUCUGGAGGCACUGUUGUUGGAGAUGGUAACUCACAACAAUCUAGCUCGACAACAACUACAACAACCACCACAACAUCUUUAGAAGGAUCUGAGAAAUCAAGUUCAGUGGUUGAUCCCGUUGUGAGGAACAACACUGUUGUUGGAGGUGGUAACUCGCAACAAUCUAGCUCGACAACAACUACGACAACCACUACAACAUCUUCAGAAGGAUCUGAGAAAUCCAGCUCAUUGGUUGAUCCCGUUGUGAAAGAAACAAAAUCUUCGGAAGAAUCAACUAAAUCCACUAUUGUUGGAGGUGGUAACUCGCAACAAUCAAGCUCGACAACAACUACGACAACCACUACAACAUCUUCAGAUGGAUCUGAGAAAUCAAGUUCAGUGGUUGAUCCCGUUGUGAAAGAAACAACAUCUUCGGCAGAAUCAACUAAAUCCACUGUUGUUGGAGGUGGUAACUCGCAACAAUCUAGCUCGACAACAACUUCGACAACCACUACAACAUCUUCAGAAGGAUCUGAGAAACCGAGCUCAUUGGUUGAUCCCGUUGUGAAAGAAACAAAACCUUCGGAAGAAUCAACUAAGUCCAGUUCAACAUCCAGCGGAAACACUGUUGUUGGAGGUGGUAAUUCGCAACAAUCUAGCUCGACGACAACAACGACAACCACCACAACAUCUUCAGAUGGAUCUGAGAAACCGAGCUCGUUGGUUGAUCCCGUUGUGAAAGAAACAACAUCUUCGGAAGAAUCAACUAAAUCCACUGUUGUUGGAGGUGGUAACUCGCAACAAUCUAGCUCGACAACAACUUCGACAACCACUACAACAUCUUCAGAAGGAUCUGAAAAACCGAGCUCAUUGGUUGAUCCCGUUGUGAAAGAAACAAAAUCUUCGGAAGAAUCAACUAAUGGUAAUUCGCAACAAUCUAGCUCGACGACAACAACGACAACCACCACAACAUCUUCAGAUGGAUCUGAGAAACCGAGCUCGUUGGUUGAUCCCGUUGUGAAAGAAACAAAAUCUACGGAAGAAUCAACUAAAUCUAGCUCAACAUCCAGCGGAGACACUUUUGUUGGAGGUGGUAACUCGCAACAAUCAAGCUCGACGACAACAACGACAACCACUACAACAUCUUCGGAUGGAUCUGAGAAAUCCAGUUCAGUAGUUGAUCCCGUUGUGAAAGAAACAACAUCUUCGGAAGAAUCAACUAAAUCCAGUUCAACAUCCGGCGGAGACACUGUUGUUGGAAAUGGUAGCUCGCAACAAUCUAGCUCGACAACAACAACGACAACCACCACAACAUCUUCAGAAGGAUCUGAGAAACCGAGCUCAUUGGUUGAUCCCGUUGUGAAAGAAACAAAAUCUUCGGAAGAAUCAACUAAAUCUAGCUCAACAUCCAGCGGAGACACUGUUGUUGGAGGUGGUAACUCGCAACAAUCAAGCUCGACGACAACAACGACAACCACUACAACAUCUUCAGAAGGAUCUGAGAAAUCCAGUUCAGUGGUUGAUCCCGUUGUGAAAGAAACAACAUCUUCGGAAGAAUCAACUAAAUCCAGUUCAACAUCCGGCGGAGACACUGUUGUUGGAGGUGGUAACUCGCAACAAUCUAGCUCGACGACAACAACGACAACCACCAUAACAUCUUCAGAUGGAUCUGAGAAAUCAAGUUCAGUGGUUGAUCCCGUUGUGAAGGAAACAACAUCUUCGGAAGAAUCAACUAAAUCCAGCUCAACAUCCGGCGGAGACACUGUUGUUGGAGGUGAUAACUCACAACAAUCUAGCUCGACAACAACUACGACAACCACUACAUCUUCAGAAGGAUCUGAGAAACCGAGCUCAUUGGUUGAUCCCGUUGUGAAAGAAACAAAAUCUUCGGAAGAAUCAACUAAAUCUAGCUCAACAUCCAGCGGAGAAACUGUUGUUGGAGGUGGUAACUCGCAACAAUCAAGCUCGACGACAACAACGACAACCACUACAACAUCUUCGGAUGGAUCUGAGAAAUCCAGUUCAGUGGUUGAUCCCGUUGUGAAAGAAACAAAAUCUUCGGAAGAAUCAACUAAAUCCAGUUCAACAUCCGGCGGAGACACUGUUGUUGGAGGCGGUAGCUCGCAACAAUCUAGCUCGACAACAACUACAACAACCACCACAACAUCUUCAGAAGGAUCUGAGAAAUCUAGUUCAGUGGUUGAUCCCGUUGUGAAGGAAACAAUAUCUUCGGAAGAAUCAACUAAAUCCAGUUCAACAUCCGGCGGAGACACUGUUGUUGGAGGUGGUAACUCGCAACAAUCUAGCUCGACGACAACAACGACAACCACCAUAACAUCUUCAGAUGGAUCUGAGAAAUCAAGUUCAGUGGUUGAUCCCGUUGUGAAGGAAACAACAUCUUCGGAAGAAUCAACUAAAUCCAGCUCAACAUUUGGCGGAGACACUGUCGUUGAAGGUGGUAACUCACAACAAUCUAGCUCGACAACAACUACAACAACCACCACAACAUCUUUAGAAGGAUCUGAGAAAUCAAGUUCAGUGGUUGAUCCCGUUGUGAAGGAAACAACAUCUUCGGAAGAAUCAACUAACUCCAGCUCAACAUCCGGCGGAGACACUGUCGUUGAAGGUGGUAACUCACAACAAUCUAGCUCGACAACAACUACAACAACCACCACAACAUCUUCAGAAGGAUCUGAGAAAUCAAGUUCAGUGGUUGAUCCCGUUGUGAAGGAAACAACAUCUUCGGAAGAAUCAACUAAAUCCAGCUCAACAUCCGGCGGAGACACUGUUGUUGGAGGUGAUAACUCACAACAAUCUAGCUCGACAACAACUACAACAACCACUACAACAUCUUCAGAAGGAUCUGAGAAAUCAAGUUCAGUGGUUGAUCCCGUUGUGAAGGAAACAACAUCUUCGGAAGAAUCAACUAAAUCCACUAUUGUUGGAGGUGGUAACUCGCAACAAUCUAGCUCGACAACAACAACGACAACCACUACAACAUCUUCAGAAGGAUCUGAGAAAUCCAGUUCAGUAGUUGAUCCCGUUGUGAAAGAAACAAAAUCUUCGGAAGAAUCAACUAAAUCCACUAUUGUUGGAGGUGGUAAUUCACAACAAUCUAGCUCGACAACAACUACGACAACCACCACAACAUCUUCGAAAGGAUCUGAGAAAUCAAGUUCAGUGGUUGAUCCCGUUGUGAAGGAAACAACAUCUUCGGAAGAAUCAACUAAAUCCAGCUCAACAUCCGGCGGAGACACUGUUGUUGAAGGUGGUAACUCGCAACAAUCUAGCUCGACAACAACUACGACAACCACUACAACAUCUUCAGAAGGAUCUGAAAAAUCCAGUUCAGUAGUUGAUCCCGUUGUGAAAGAAACAAAAUCUUCGGAAGAAUCAACUAAAUCCACUAUUGUUGGAGGUGGUAACUCGCAACAAUCAAGCUCGACAACAACUACGACAACCACUACAACAUCUUCAGAUGGAUCUGAGAAAUCAAGUUCAGUGGUUGAUCCCGUUAUGAAGGAAACAACAUCUUCGGAAGAAUCAACUAAGUCCAGUUCAACAUCCGGCGGAGAUACUGUUGUUGGAGGUGGUAACUCGCAACAAUCUAGCUCGACGACAACAACGACAAACACCACAACAUCUUCAGAUGGAUCUGAGAAAUCCAGUUCAGUGGUUGAUCCCGUUGUGAAAGAAACAAAAUCUUCGGAUGAAUCAACUAAAUCUAGCUCAACAUCUGGCGGUGACACAGUUGUGGGAGGUGGUAACUCACAACAAUCUAGUUCGACAACAACUACAACAACCACCACAACAUCUUCAGAAGGAUCUGAGAAAUCCAGUUCAUUGGUUGAUCCCGUUGUGAAAGAAACAAAAUCUUCGGAAGAAUCAACUAAAUCCACUAUUGUUGGAGGUGGUAACUCGCAACAAUCUAGCUCGACGACAACAACGACAACCACCACAACAUCUUCAGAUGGAUCUGAGAAAUCCAGUUCAGUGGUUGAUCCCGUUGUGAAAGAAACAAAGUCUUCGGAAGAAUCAACUAAAUCCACUAUUGUUGGAGGUGGUAAUUCACAACAAUCUAGCUCGACAACAACUACAACAACCACUACAACAUCUUCAGAAGGAUCUGAGAAAUCAAGUUCAGUGGUUGAUCCCGUUACGAAGGAAACAACAUCUUCGGAAGAAUCAACUAAGUCCAGUUCAACAUCCAGCGGAAACACUGUUGUUGGAGGUGGUAAUUCGCAACAAUCUAGCUCGACGACAACAACGACAACCACCACAACAUCUUCAGAUGGAUCUGAGAAAUCCAGUUCAGUAGUUGAUCCCGUUGUGAAAGAAACCACGUCUUCGGAAGAAUCAACUAAAUCCACUAUUGUUGGAGGUGGUAAUUCACAACAAUCUAGCUCGACGACAACAACGACAACCACCAUAACAUCUUCAGAUGGAUCUGAGAAAUCCAGCCCAUUGGUUGAUCCCGUUGUGAAGGAAACAACAUCUUCGGAAGAAUCAACUAAAUCUAGCUCAACAUCCGGCGGAGACACUGUUGUUGGAGGUGGUAACUCGCAACAAUCUAGCUCGACGACAACAACGACAACCACCAUAACAUCUUCAGAUGGAUCUGAGAAAUCCAGUUCAGUAGUUGAUCCCGUUGUGAAAGAAACCACGUCUUCGGAAGAAUCAACUAAAUCCACUAUUGUUGGAGGUGGUAAUUCACAACAAUCUAGCUCGACGACAACAACGACAACCACCAUAACAUCUUCAGAUGGAUCUGAGAAAUCCAGCCCAUUGGUUGAUCCCGUUGUGAAGGAAACAACAUCUUCGGAAGAAUCAACUAAAUCUAGCUCAACAUCCGGCGGAGACACUGUUGUUGGAGGUGGUAACUCGCAACAAUCUAGCUCGACGACAACAACGACAACCACCAUAACAUCUUCAGAUGGAUCUGAGAAAUCCAGCCCAUUGGUUGAUCCCGUUGUGAAAGAAACAACAUCUUCGGAAGAAUCAACUAAAUCUAGCUCAACAUCCAGCGGAGACACUGUUGUUGGAGGUGGUAAUUCGCAACAAUCUAGCUCGACGACAACAACGACAACCACCAUAACAUCUUCAGAUGGAUCUGAGAAAUCCCAGCCCAUUUGCUCAACAUCCAGCGGAGACACUUUUGUUGGAGGUGGUAAAUCGCAACAAUCUAGCUCGACGACAACAACGACAACCACCACAACAUCUUCAGAUGAAUCUGAGAAAUCCAGUUCAGUGGUUGAUCCCGUUGUGAAAGAAACAAAAUCUUCGGAAGAAUCAACUAAAUCCACUAUUGUUGGCGGUGGUAAUUCACAACAAUCUAGCUCGACAACAACUAUGACAACCACUACAACAUCUUCAGAAGGAUCUGAGAUAUCCAGCUCAUUGGUUGAUCCCGUUGUGAAAGAAACAAAAUCUUCGGAAGAAUCAACUAAAUCUAGCUCAAAAUCUGGCGGAGACACUGUUGUGGGAGGUGGUAACUCACAACAAUCUAGUUCGACAACAACUACGACAACCACUACAACAUCUUCAGAAGGAUCUGAGAAAUCCAGCUCAUUGGUUGAUCCCGCUGUGAAAGAAACAACGUCUUCGGAAGAAUCAACUAAAUCCACCAUUGUUGACGGUGGUAAUUCACAACAAUCUAGCUCGACAACAACUACGACAACCACUACAACAUCUUCAGAAGGCUCUGAGAAAUCCAGCUCAUUGGUUGAUCCCGUUGUGAAAGAAACAAAAUCUUCGGAAGAAUCAACUAAAUCUAGCUCAACAUCUGGCGGAGACACUGUUGUGGGAGGUGGUAACUCACAACAAUCUAGUUCGACAACAACUACGACAACCACUACAACAUCUUCAGAAGGAUCUGAGAAACCCAGUUCAUUGGUUGCUCCCGUUGUGAAUGAAACAACAUCUUCGGAAGAAUCAACUAAAUCCACUAUUGUUGGAGGUGGUAACUCGCAACAAUCUAGCUCGACGACAACAACGACAACCACCACAACAUCUUCAGAUGGAUCUGAGAAAUCCAGUUUAGUGGUUGAUCCGGUUGUGAAAGAAACAAAGUCUUCGGAAGAAUCAACUAAAUCCACAAUUGUUGGAGGUGGUAAUUCACAACAAUCUAGCUCGACAACAACUACGACAACCACUACAACAUCUUCAGAAGGAUCUGAGAAAUCCAGCUCAUUGGUUGAUCCCGUUGUGAAAGAAACAACAUCUUCGGAAGAAUCAACUAAAUCUAGCUCAACAUCUGGCGGAGACACUGUUGUUGGAGGUGGUAACUCGCAACAAUCUAGCUCGACGACAACAACGACAACCACCACAACAUCUUCAGAUGGAUCUGAGAAAUCCAGUUCAGUGGUUGAUCCCGUUAUGAAAGAAACAACAUCUUCGGAAGAAUCAACUAAAUCCACUAUUGUUGGAGGUGGUAAUUCACAACAAUCUAGCUCGACCACAACUACGACAACCACCACAACAUCUUCAGAAGGAUAUGAGAAACCGAGCUCAUUGGUUGAUCCCGUUGUGAAAGAAACAAAAUCUUCGGAAGAAUCAACUAAAUCUAGCUCAACAUCCAGCGGAGACACUGUUGUUGGAGGUGGUAACUCGCAACAAUCUAGCUCGACGACAACAACGACAACCACCACAACAUCUUCAGAUGGAUCUGAGAAAUCCAGUUCAGUGGUUGAUCCCGUUGUGAAAGAAACAACAUCUUCGGAAGAAUCAACUAAAUCCACUGUUGUUGGAGGUGGUAACUCGCAACAAUCUAGCUCGACGACAACAACGACAACCACUACAACAUCUUCAGAUGGAUCUGAGAAAUCCAGUUCAGUGGUUGAUCCCGUUGUGAAAGAAACAACAUCUUCGGAAGAAUCAACUAAAUCCACUGUUGUUGGAGGUGGUAAUUCACAACAAUCUAGCUCGACAACAACUUCGACAACCACUACAACAUCUUCAAAAGGAUCUGAGAAACCGAGCUCAUUGGUUGAUCCCGUUGUGAAAGAAACAAAAUCUUCGGAAGAAUCAACUAAAUCCAGUUCAACAUCCGGCGGAGACACUGUUGUUGGAGGUGGUAGCUCGCAACAAUCCAGCUCGACGACAACAACGACAACCACCACAACAUCUUCAGAAGGAUCUGAGAAAUCCAGUUCAGUGGUUGAUCCCGUUGUGAAAGAAACAACAUUUUCGGAAGAAUCAACUAAAUCCACUGUUGUUGGAGGUGGUAACUCGCAACAAUCUAGCUCGACGACAACAACGACAACCACUACAACAUCUUCAGAUGGAUCUGAGAAAUCCAGUUCAGUGGUUGAUCCCGUUGUGAAAGAAACAACAUCUUCGGAAGAAUCAACUAAAUCCACUGUUGUUGGAGGUGGUAACUCGCAACAAUCUAGCUCGACAACAACUUCGACAACCACUACAACAUCUUCAGAAGGAUCUGAGAAACCGAGCUCAUUGGUUGAUCCCGUUGUGAAAGAAACAAAAUCUUCGGAAGAAUCAACUAAAUCCAGUUCAACAUCCGGCGGAGACACUGUUGUUGGAGGUGGUAGCUCGCAUCAAUCCAGCUCGACAACAACAACGACAACCACCACAACAUCUUCUGAAGGAUCUGAGAAAUCCAGUUCAGUGGUUGAUCCCGUUGUAAAAGACACUUCCAGUUACCCAAUUAUUCAGUCCGACGAGCUUGUUGAAGAUAACGGCACUGACAAAUCCGGCUCAACGGCAUCUCAUCUCAACAUCUUAAAGGUCAUUGGAGGUGCCAACGCCCGCGAAUCCAGCUCAUCAACAACAACAACCACGACAACUUCUGAGGGAUCUGGCUCAUCUUAUACUCCUGUUGUUAAAGAUACUUCCAGACAGAUUAAGACUGUUGUCGAAUCUGGAAACACUGCUCAAUCCGGACCUGUCAAAGACGGAUCUAAUUCAAAAACUGUAGUUUCGAGCUCAUGGUCGAAGAAGUCUAGCUCAUCGAGUAAGGGUUCUGGUCCGAAAGUACAGAUUGCUCUAGAUUCUAACUCUGGAACUAUUGUAAAAGGUGCUCGAGGCGUUAUUGGAAAUAUCAUAAAGGUCAUUGGAGGUGCCAACACCCGCGAAUCCAGCUCAUCAACAACUACAUCCACGACAACUUCUGAGGGAUCUGGCUCAUCGAUUACCCCUGUUGUUGAUAGUACUUCCAGACAGAUUAAGACUGUUGUCGAAUCUGGAAACACUGCUCAAUCCGGACCUGCCAAAGACGGAUCUAACUCAAAAACUGUAGUUUCGAGCUCAUGGUCGAAGAAGUCUAGCUCAUCGAGUAAGGGUUCUGGUCCAAAAGUAAAAAUUGCUCUAGAUUCUAACUCUGGAACUAUUGUAAAUGGUGCUCGGGAUGUUAUUGGAAAUAUCAUAAAGGUCAUUGGAGGUGCCAACACCCGCGAAUCUAGUUCAUCAACAACUACAACCACGACAACUUCUGAGGGAUCUGGCUCAUCGAUUACCCCUGUUGUUGAAAGUACAUCCAGACAGAUUAAGACUGUUGUCGAAUCUGGAAACACCGCUCAAUCCGGACCUACCAAAGACGGAUCUAAUUCAAAAACUGUUUUGAGCUCAUGGUCGAAGAAGUCUAGCUCGUCGAGUAAAGGUUCUGGUCCGAGAGUAAAGAUUGCUCUAGAUUCUAACUCUGGAAAUAUUGUAAAUGGUGCUCGGGGCGUUAUCGGAAAUAUCUUAAAGGUCAUUGGAGGUGCCAACACCCGCGAAUCCAGCUCAUCAACAACUACAACCACGACAACUUCUGAGGGAUCCGGCUCAUCUAUUACUCCUGUUGUUGAAGGUACUUCCAGACAGAUUAAGACUGUCGUCGAAUCUGGAAACACUGCUCAAUCCGGACCUGCCAAAGACGGAUCUAAUUCAAAAACUGUUGUUUCGAGCUCAUGGUCGAAGAAGUCUAGCUCGUCGAGUAAAGGUUCUGGUCCGAGAGUAAAGAUUGCUCUAGAUUCUAACUCUGGAACUAUUGUAAAUGGUGCUCGGGGCGUUAUCGGAAAUAUCUUAAAGGUCAUUGGAGGUGCCAACGCCCGCGAAUCCAGCUCAUCAACAACUACAACCGCGACAACUUCUGAGGGAUCCGGCUCAUCUAUUACUCCUGUUGUUGAAGGUACUUCCAAACAGAUUAAGACUGUUGUCGAAUCUGGAAGCACUGCUCAAUCCGGACCUGCCAAAGACGGAUCUAAUUCAAAAACUGUAGUUUCGAGCUCAUGGUCGAAGAAGUCUAGCUCAUCGAGUAAGGGUUCUGGUCCGAAAUUACAGAUUGCUCUAGAUUCUAACUCUGGAACUAUUGUAAAUGGUGCUCGGGGCGUUAUUGGAAAUAUCUUAAAGGUCAUUGGAGGUGCCAACACCCGCGAAUCCAGCUCAUCAACAACUACAACCACGACAACUUCUGAGGGAUCUGGUUCAUCUAUUACUCCUGUUGUUGAAGGUACUUCCAAACAGAUUAAGACUGUUAUCGAAUCUGGAAACACUGCUCAAUCCGGACCUGCCAAAGACGGAUCUAAUUCAAAAACUGUAGUUUCGAGCUCAUGGUCGAAGAAGUCUAGCUCGUCGAGUAAGGGUUCUGGUCCGAGAGUACAGAUUGCUCUAGAUUCUAACUCUGGAACUAUUGUAAAAGGUGAUCGGGGCGUUAUUGGAAAUAUCAUAAAGGUCAUUGGAGGUGCCAACACCCGCGAAUCUAGCUCAUCAACAACUACAACCACGACAACUUCUGAGGGAUCUGGUUCAUCUAUUACUCCUGUUGUUGAAGGUACUUCCAGACAAAUUAAGACUGUUGUCGAAACUGGAAACACUGCUCAAUCCGGACCUGCCAAAGACGGAUCUAACUCAAAAACUGUAGUUUCGAGCUCAUGGUCGAAGAAGUCUAGCUCGUCGAGUAAGGGUUCUGGUCCGAAAGUAAAGAUUGCUCUAGAUUCUAACUCUGGAACUAUUGUAAAAGGUGCUCGGGGCGUUAUUGGAAAUAUCAUAAAGGUCAUUGGAGGUGCCAACACCCGCGAAUCCAGCUCAUCAACAACUACAUCCACGACAACUUCUGAGGGAUCUGGUUCAUCUAUUACUCCUGUUGUUGAAGGUACUUCCAAACAGAUUAAGACUGUUAUCGAAUCUGGAAACACUGCUCAAUCCGGACCUGCCAAAGACGGAUCUAAUUCAAAAACUGUUUUGAGCUCAUGGUCGAAGAAGUCUAGCUCAUCGAGUAAGGGUUCUGGUCCAAAAGUAAAGAUUGCUCUAGAUUCUAACUCUGGAACUAUUGUAAAUGGUGCUCGGGGCGUUAUUGGAAAUAUCAUAAAGGUCAUUGGAGGUGCCAACACCCGCGAAUCCAGCUCAUCAACAACUACAACCACGACAACUUCUGAGGGAUCUGGUUCAUCUAUUACUCCUGUUGUUGAAGGUACUUCCAGACAAAUUAAGACUGUUGUCGAAACUGGAAACACUGCUCAAUCUGCACCUGCCAAAGACGGAGCUAACUCAAAAACUGUAGUUUCGAGCUCAUGGUCGAAGAAGUCUAGCUCGUCGAGUAAGGGUUCUGGUCCGAAAGUACAGAUUGCUCUAGAUUCUAACUCUGGAACUAUUGUAAAUGGUGAUCGGGGCGUUAUUGGAAAUAUCAUAAAGGUCAUUGGAGGUGCCAACACCCGCGAAUCCAGCUCAUCAACAACUACAACCACGACAACUUCUGAGGGAUCUGGUUCAUCUAUUACUCCUGUUGUUGAAGGUACUUCCAGACAAAUUAAGACUGUUGUCGAAACUGGAAACACCGCUCAAUCUGCACCUGCCAAAGACGGAUCUACUUCAAAAACAGUAAUUUCGUCUACUAAGAUUUCGGGUACGACAGGAAAUGUUCUAGGUUCGGGCUCUGGAAAUACCAUUGAAGUUGGCAUCGGCCGAAGCGAUGUGAGUUUCAAUUCCGACUCUUCCACUUUGACUAAGCAUACGAGCACGUCACAAGAUAAUUCAUAUCAGCCAGGUGUUCUGGGCGUUAUUGGAAAGAUCGUAAAGAAAGGUCGAGAAACCAUAUCAGCAUCCAAUGAAGGAAAAAUCGAGACUGGUAAUUCGCAGAUAAAUGCUGGACACAGGCUUGGAAUUAAAUAUACCACUGGCAUGAAUCAAAGAGGCACAGGAAUCGGAACUGGUAUUCUGGGCGGCAUUGGAAAUAUGAUGUUAUCAUCCCAAACUGGUAAUUCGCAAAUUAACCCUGGUCCCGGGCAAGGAAUGGGAUAUUUAGCGGGCAUGAAACAAGGAGGCAUGGGCUACGGAACUGGGCAUUAUCCGUAUAUGUGGGGACCGUCUGGACCUUGGAUGCAACAUAACCCCGCAUGGGGUUAUUAUCAACCUCAAUGGGGUGCCGGAGUCUAUCGUUAA
This is a messenger RNA of Drosophila grimshawi, 11757 nucleotides long. Its product is annotated as serine-rich adhesin for platelets. Bases 1 to 11757 code for a protein of 3918 amino acids. Lineage: Eukaryota; Metazoa; Arthropoda; Insecta; Diptera; Drosophilidae. The transcript is spliced from 4 exons. The record is from RefSeq and is a predicted model, not a curated record.